Molecule: messenger RNA, 2055 nt
Organism: Lingula anatina
Lineage: Eukaryota; Metazoa; Brachiopoda; Lingulata; Lingulida; Lingulidae
Product: histone acetyltransferase KAT5
Biological process (GO): regulation of DNA-templated transcription; double-strand break repair via homologous recombination
Cellular component (GO): NuA4 histone acetyltransferase complex
Molecular function (GO): histone H4K16 acetyltransferase activity
Source: RefSeq, a predicted model, not a curated record
AAUAUUUCAAUCUUUUUUGUAAGAAGUUCAGAAUAAAGGGCUUAUGUGAAGGCCGACUCAAAGUAUUUGAAAAGCACAGUUGUCAUACUUUCGCCCAAAAAACACAAACUUACAAUGGCUGUGGAGAACAAAACAAUGGAGAUCACAGAAGGGUGCCAUGUGCCUGCAAAGUUUCAGUCUUCUGAGGAGUGGCGAGAAGCAGAGGUCCUGAGCAAAAAGGAUGUUGGUGGGAAAACCAUGUAUUAUAUUCACUAUCUUGAUUUUAAUAAGCGUUUGGAUGAGUGGGUGGAUGAAAGCCGUUUAAACCUGGACAAGGUAGAGCUGCCCAAGAAGGAUGCUAAGACGCCAGUGAAGGACAACAAGGCGUCAGGUUCCAGACCCAGCAGUCCUGAGAGAGAGCUGGUGAAUGGAGGACUCACCAAAAAGGGAUCUGUUCUUGGAAGAAAAAGGAAGCAUUUUGAAACCAAUGAUACAGACUCCAGAGAUGGUCUAGGAGUACAGGAGGAACCGAGUGCCCCCAAGGCUCCCAGGCAGACAGGCAGUAUGGUGGCCCAUGGACACCAGGAUGACAUAGUGACUAGGAUGAAAAAUAUCGAGACCAUCCAAAUAGGGAAAUAUAGAAUAAAACCCUGGUACUUUUCUCCAUAUCCACAAGAGCUGACCAACAUUCCUAUAGUGUACCUGUGUGAAUUCUGUCUCAAGUAUAUGAAGAGUAACACAUGUCUUAGAAGACACUUGGCCAAAUGCCCACAUAAACAUCCACCAGGGAAUGAAAUCUACCGCAAAGCAAACAUAUCCUUCUUUGAGAUUGAUGGGAGGAAAAAUAAAACAUAUGCACAGAAUCUUUGUCUUCUUGCCAAGUUAUUCUUAGACCACAAGACACUGUACUACGACACAGACCCCUUUCUCUUCUAUGUGAUGUGUGAGUCUGACAGCCAGGGGUUCCAUAUUGUGGGCUAUUUCUCAAAGGAAAAAGAAUCAACAGAAGAUUAUAAUGUGGCAUGUAUCCUUACUUUACCUCCUCAUCAAAGGAAAGGGUAUGGAAAACUGCUGAUUGAAUUCAGUUAUGAGCUGUCCAAGUUUGAAGGUAAGACAGGAACCCCCGAGAAGCCCCUGUCUGACUUGGGUCUCCUCUCCUACAGGAGCUACUGGUCACAGACUAUACUGGAGAUUCUAAUAGGACUCAAACCCAAUGAGAAUGGGGAGAGACCCGUCAUUACUAUCAAUGAAGCAUCAGAACUUACCAGUAUUAAGAAAGAAGACGUCAUCUCCACUCUGCAGCAUUUGAAUCUCAUCAAUUAUUACAAAGGUCAAUACAUCAUCACACUAUCCAAGGAACAGUUAGAUACACAGGCCAAGGCCAUGCAGAAGAGGAAAACAAGAAUUGACUCAAAAGCUUUACAUUGGCAACCUAAAGACUGGAGUAAAAGAGGAAAGUGGUAAAAAAAGGAACGGGCCUAGGCCACUGAGAAUGGAAAAAUGAAGAAUGACACUGAAAGGCUGAAGAGAAAGAGAAAUUUGCCAAAAUGGAUGAUUAAUCUCUUAGCUCUGUGUAGAGCAGAUGGUGGCGCCAACUGUGUAGGGCACACAGUGGUGCUGCCACUUCAUGGACUUGUUCAUUGCACACAUAGAGGGUUUUAUCCAAGGUUUGAAUUGCUGUGAACAAAAACCAGUGAAAAGAAGCAUGCAUCUAUUAGCAAAUCAUUUUAAUAUAAAUAUUCCAAUUCACGGAGUAGUAGUUUAAAAUAUUUUCUGUGACCUAGAUGAACAAGUUGGUUCCCCAUGAGGAUACCCAUCAACUGUGAUGUCAAUACAUUUGUCUGUAAUACCCUUUGUCUUUCAAAGUCAACAAGGUUUCAUUGUUGCAAAAUGAAAAGUGGAUCAGGAAGAAUUAAUAUCUGUUUGCUUGGUGUUGGUUAAAACAAUGUUGAUAAGUCUACCAAGAGGGAAGAUAAUUAAAAAGUCAAUGACUGCAUUCCCACUGAUUUAGAUCGAUCCAUCUGGAUCGACCUAACUCCCUGGGGGUUCAUGCUAAAUUGCUGUCAGCCGAACACG